UAUACAACGGGGAGAACAGUUUUGACGCCAUCAACAAGAGAGAUCGAGCAGAGAAGAAGUUGAAGGCAGGAAACAAGGCAGAGAAGAUCAGGGACCUGAAGAGACAGUUCAAGCGCCGAGAAGGACUCACAACCAAAGAUGAAAAUUGAAAGUGAAGGGUUCAAAAUAGAAAAAGAUGGUUUCUCAGGGUACACCCUCGAUACUAAAAAACAGGAUUUCACAUCUACAGAUGAAUACCAUGAAAAACUAAAAGUUGCACUGCUGCGGUGGCAGGAAGAGGGUGUGAGGGGAUUCUGGGCCAAGAUCAGACUCGAACAUUCUCACCUCACAGCUGUAUUUGCAAAGUAUGGACUUGAUUUCCAUCAUGCCCAACCCGGGUAUGUGAUCAUGAGCAAGUGGCUGCCCACCACGGAACCAGACAUGAUCCCGGAGUAUGCCAACCAGUAUCUUGGUGUAGCGGGGUUUGUUGUAAAUGAACACAACCAGCUGCUGGUGAUACAAGAGAAGUACCAUCCUGGUACCCAAAGCCCCAAGUGGAAGUUGCCCGGGGGACACGCUUAUAAAGGUGAGGAGAUAGCAGAUGCUGCACGGCGGGAGGUGAGGGAGGAGACUGGUAUAGAGGUGGAGUUUGUGGGCGUCAUAUCCUUCAGGCACCAGUUGCAUUACCGGUACAACUGCUCAGACUUCUACUUCAUCUGCCUAAUGCGGCCCGCAAGGACAGGGCAGGAGAUCAACAAAUGCGAUAUAGAGAUCAAGGACUGUAAAUGGAUUGAUCUUGAGGAGUAUGUUAAAGACCCAGACAUCACAGAUGCGAAUCGUUUCUUCACACAGUGUUACUUGGACGGUGUUGUGAAGGGUAACAUGGUGAUUGGGGCCACAACUGUUUCUUCAUACAACAGGAAAACACAGCACCAAGUCUUCUCUAUACAGACUAUCAAAUAACCAUGGGGCAUGUACUCUCUUCACACAUACCGUAGUAAGGUUUUGCUCAAUGGAAAAUUUGAUUUUAGUUUUUGAUAAUGCAAUAGAAAUUAGAUUUUUUUUUCUUGUACUCCAAGAACACUAUGUAGUUAAAUGGUAAUAUUUUUUAUCAACUCAAAUUUUAGUAUUUUCAGUGAUUUUUUGGGUGUAAUUUACUGCCUUUUAAUGAAAAUUCAAUAAAUUUCUUGAAAAAUAAACAAAUUCUUGACAAGACUAACUCUUUCUCAGCAUAAAGUAUGUAUAAAAAGGUGAAAAGAUGUAUAAUUCCCAUUAUAUUUGCUAUUUUGAUCUGCUUUGUAUUUUUCCUAAUUUGGACUUUUUACCACCCCCACCCCCACCCACAUUACAGGAGGAUAAAAGGGGAAAUGAGAAAACAGGGAGAGGGGGUUGCAGAGUCACUACAUAAUCUGACAAAAUUCUGGUAUGCGGAAAAUAACUGAGAGCCAUUAAGAACAGAUUCGAAAGAUACACAUACGGACUGCAUUGUACAUUUACUGAUUUAGUUCCUUGACAUGUAUAUUGUAUAUAUGGUCAGUGCGCAAAUUAGGGCUGCUAUUUCUUAUUUGCAUUGAAAUCUUUUAUAUUUAUAAUGAAUUAAAACAUAUACAAACGCAUUAUUCUCAGCAGAAUACGUCUCAGAGUGGUAAUCAUCUCCCGUGAAAUGAUUCUCACAGAUAUACGAGUACUUCGUAGGUGACCACAUUUCGAACUUCGAUUUUCCCCUUUUAAUUGCGUGCACCCAUGCAUCUCGUCGGGCUUUGUCCUUCGGAAACUUAUGACGUCCUUUUCGUGAACAAAAUGGUACAACACAAGUUGUUUCAGGCAUGAUUAAUCACUUUCAAUGUAUAACUGUCAAACGCUUGGGUAAACAACAAUGGCGUGGAUGCAUUGAUAAGAUCCGAGGAUACCCGGAUAAAGGACCUACUCGACAGCAGCGCCACCUAUAGUGGGAUUUGGGGCAGAUAACCCGCUAAAGUCGCUAAUUUGGGGAAGGCACAGGCGGAAAAAAUAUUUUAAAAAAAAUUCACUGAUUUUUAUGUUUAGGCAAAGAUGUCAUAUUCAUACCAGAAUUCAUUUAGAUUUUUAUUUAUUACAUGCUUCAUGGUGGUUUGUAGAUAUUAAUUAGUGAAAUCAAUGUUUCAAACAGUGAAAAUUUCAAUAUAUUUCUCACUGUUUUUACAUAUUAACUUGCUCUCAAUUCCAAACCAAACCUCAGUGUGCACAGGGCUGGGUCUCAGUUUGAGCGGUCAGUUGUGACUGAUGUUAAUUUGCUCUAAUUUGGUGAUCUUUAAUGAGAAUCUACAAUUAAAUGUCUUUAAUAUCCUUUCUAGAUAUAUAAUAAAAAGAAACAUUGUCUAUUUCAGUGUACGAACACAAUGAAUUUCACCUUAUUCACCUUAUGAACACUGGAAGUGAAUAUUCCACUAUUUGCUACACCACUUGUGAAGUAGAGCACUUGUGAAGUAGAGCACUUGUGAAGUAGAGCUUGUGAAGUAGAGCACUUGUGAAGUAGAGCUUUUGAUGUUUACUCGGUGAAACAUAUUGUGAUCUUACACUGAAACAAACUAUUUUUCUCUAUGUAUUUAUUAAAUAACUAUGCUGUUUGUUAUGUUUUACCACUAUGAACUGAUGUACCAGGUAUUAUGAUAUAUUUGUAUCUGUGAUAUACUGUACUCAUACUAGUUUUAGAAUAAAUAAUGCAAAAUUAA
Molecule: messenger RNA, 2690 nt
Organism: Mya arenaria
Lineage: Eukaryota; Metazoa; Mollusca; Bivalvia; Myida; Myidae
Exons: 8
Coding region: 139-942 (267 amino acids)
Molecular function (GO): NADH pyrophosphatase activity; NAD binding; ADP-ribose diphosphatase activity
Source: RefSeq, a predicted model, not a curated record